AUGUCCAGGGACAGGCAGAGGUCUGAUGACCAGAGCCCCAGCACCGGCCGUGGUGGUUCUGAUGUGGACCAGCAAGAGCGACCGGCUCCCAAGCCUGAAGAGGAAGAAGAAAGAAAACUUUCUGCCACCCUGCGGAAGAAAAACACCGCACUCUCUAGCAGAACCAGUGCCGAAAGGAUUCAGAAGGAACUGGCUGAAGGAAACCUUAAUCCUCCUUCUAACUACAGUGCUCGGCCUAAAGGAGAGCACAUUUAUGAAUGGAGACCAACUAUACUUGGACCACCGGGUUCUGUCUAUGAUAGUGGGGUGUUUUUUCUGGAUAUCACCUUUUCACCCUAUUAUCCACUUAAGGUAGCAGUGGUUACUUUCUGCACCAGAAACAACAACUGGAGUCCUGCUUGGACUAUUUCAAAGGUUUUGCUGUCACUUUGUUCUCAUUUGAUACACGGCGUCCCUAUGGAUCCUGUGGUCCGAAGCAUAGCCGCUCAGUAUUCGGCCAACAGAGCAGAACACGAUGGGAGAGCCAGACAGAAGAGCAAGAGCGAGGCGGCGUAA
Neomonachus schauinslandi (Hawaiian monk seal) is the source of this 555-nucleotide messenger RNA. Its product is annotated as ubiquitin-conjugating enzyme E2 E3-like. Bases 1 to 555 code for a protein of 184 amino acids. Gene Ontology annotation, biological process: protein polyubiquitination. The transcript has a single exon. Gene Ontology annotation, molecular function: ubiquitin conjugating enzyme activity. The record is from RefSeq and is a predicted model, not a curated record. Gene Ontology annotation, cellular component: nucleus. NCBI's taxonomy places the organism in Eukaryota, Metazoa, Chordata, Mammalia, Carnivora, Phocidae.